This is a messenger RNA of Varanus komodoensis (Komodo dragon), 2079 nucleotides long. RefSeq names its product DENN domain containing 6B (gene DENND6B). Gene Ontology annotation, molecular function: guanyl-nucleotide exchange factor activity. Gene Ontology annotation, cellular component: recycling endosome. The transcript has 21 exons. The coding region runs from base 16 to 1791 and encodes 591 amino acids. The record is from RefSeq and is a predicted model, not a curated record. NCBI's taxonomy places the organism in Eukaryota, Metazoa, Chordata, Lepidosauria, Squamata, Varanidae.
GCUGCGCAGCGCUCUAUGGCGGAAGGGGCGGGGCCGCACCGAGUUGCCGCGGCCGGCGACAUGGAGGCUCGCGGCGGCCCUAUCCCCCCGGCCGGCUCGGCGUUGCCCUGGGGACGACUCGCGGCCUGGCUGGACUGCGUCUGCGCCGUGACCUUCGACCUCGAGCUGGGGCAAGCCAUAGAGUUCGUGUACCCGCCGGAUUGCGUCCUGGCCGAGAAAGAGAAGACCAGCAUCUGCUACUUGUCCUUCCCGGACUCCUAUUCAGGCAGCCUAGGAGAUACCCAGUUCAGUUUUCGCUUCCGUCGCUCAGGAGGGCAGCGAAGUGCUUUGUUUGGAGAUUACUUUGAGUAUAACAGGGAAGUUCCAGUAUCCUUACAGCGAGAGUCAGCUUAUUACUUUGGCUAUGUGUACUUCCGGCAAGUCAAGGACAGCUCCAUGAAAAGAGGCUAUUUUCAGAAGUCGUUGGUCCUGGUUUCCCGCCUCCCCUUUGUGAAUCUCUUCCAGUCUCUCCUGCAGCUCAUUGCUCCCGAGUACUUUGAUAAGCUGGACCCGUGCCUGGAGGCAGUGUGCAGUGAGAUCGACCAGUGGCCGCCCCCGGUGCCCGGCCAGAUGCUGAGCCUCCCGGUGAUGGGUGUUGUCAUUCAGGUGAGGAUUCCCUCCCGAGUGGACAAGCCUGGCUCCAACCCUGCGAAGCCGUCCAAUCAGGAGAACAACUUGCCGGCCCCGCUAGUUCUGUCAAGCAUCCAUGAACUGGAUCUCUUCAGGUGCUUCCAGUCGGUGCUGAUCCACGUGCAGACGCUGUGGGAGCUGAUGCUGCUUGGCGAGCCCGUGGUUGUCAUGGCCCCAUCGCCGGCGGCUUCCUCCGAGAUGGUGCUGGCCCUGACCAGCUGCCUGGCCCCUCUGAAGUACUGCUGUGACUACCGCCCAUACUUCACCAUCCACGACAGCGAGUUUAAAGAAUACACCACGCGGACCCAGGCCCCGCCGAGGGUGGUUCUCGGCGUCACCAACCCCUUUUUUGUCAAGAUGCUGCAGCACUGGCCACAUGUGCUUCGCCUUGGGGACCUCAAGAUGGCUGGGGACCUGCCUAAGCAGGUCAAGAUGAAGAAACCUGCCAAGCUGAAGUCUCUGGAGGCCAAGCCCGGACUGUACACGUCCUACAAAACGUACUUGCAGAAGGACAAGACCCUGAUCAAGAGACUCCUGAAGGGCAUCCAUAAGAAGCGCUCCUCAGAGGCCCUGAGCGCCCUGCUGAGGUGCCACCUCCUGGAGCUCACCCAGAGUUUCAUCAUCCCCCUGGAGCAGUACUUGGCGAGCCUCAUGCCCCUGCGAAGGACCAUCUCCCCAUGGAAGAAUCCCCCUCAGAUCCGUCCUUUCCAUCAGGAGGACUUCCUCAAGACCCUCGAACACGCUGGGCCCCAGCUCACCUGCAUGCUGAAGGGGGACUGGAUGGGCCUGUACAGGCGCUUCUUCAGGUCACCCAACUUUGACGGCUGGUACCGGCAGCGGCACAGAGAGAUGGUGCGCAAACUGGAAGCCCUGCACCUGGAGGCCAUCUGCGAGGCGAACAUCAGAGCUUGGAUGAAGGACAAGUCAGAGGUGGAGGUGGUCGACCUCAUACUGAAGCUUCGGGAGGAGCUGAUGCGGGCCCGGUGCCACCUGCUUCCCGUGAAGGAGGAGACCCUGCAGCGGGUGGAUCAGUACAUCACCACCAUCGUCGGGUCUCUCCCAGAAGAUCUCCAGGCUGUCCUGUGCCACCAGCCUCCGCUGGAUCCUUUGGGUGCUUCCUGAGUCCUCAGCUUGUGCAGCAGGACUGGCUGGGAGGUCUCUGUGCUGCCCCACGUCUCGUCUCCGGAGUGUGGAAGAGGGGAGAGCGCCACCUGACGUGCCGCUGGGUGACCCAGGAGGGCAGCAUGCUGGGGUGCCGCCUGGACUAGCACCUUCUUUUUGGCCUGUAUGGGGUGCUGGGGAGCAGCCCCUCAAAAGGAGCGUGUGUUCAUGUGUGUGUACAUGUACCUGCUGUGCAGUGAUCCAUUGCGUUCCCAAGAUAAGCUAGUAAAUGUUCCUUUUUUAGAAGUG